Acytostelium subglobosum LB1 is the source of this 1635-nucleotide messenger RNA. RefSeq lists its product as hypothetical. The annotation marks the transcript as partial. The record is from RefSeq and is a predicted model, not a curated record. The transcript has 4 exons. Lineage: Eukaryota; Evosea; Eumycetozoa; Acytosteliales; Acytosteliaceae.
UUACAAGUAAUGUUGAAGUGGAUCAGUGACAAGGUCGGUGGUACCGAUCAGAAUGAAUAUGAUAAGGUUCUAGCUGCCUCUGCCACAGACAAUCAUAUGACACCUUCUACUGUGUUUGACGACCCAAACGAGAAGACACCGUUCAUGGCACUUGCCUAUCUCUACUUCAUUACGAUAGCAAGUGUACUGGGCCUAGGCAUUCUAGGUCUGCCCGUCAAGCUGUCACAGAGUGGCUUCACACCGUUCUUUGGAUCAUAUACCGUUUGCUUUUUCAUGCAACUUCUGUCAUUGUUCUUCUUAAUUGAAAUACUACAGCGAUGCUAUUCAACCAUUCGUGUCGACAGCGAUAUGGUAUCACCAUCCUCUUCAUUGAUUCCUUCGUCUGCGUCUGCAGUUUCAUUCAGAAGUGGAAGCAAUGAUGGCAUCAUCACUGGUCACUCAAGGUUGGAGGAGGAGGACACAAUCGAUUUGGCUCAAGACAAUGGAACUAUAUAUAGUACGUCAAUCAUGAUAUCAUAUGGAUUGGCAGCAUCAAUGGCAUAUGGCAAACUAAUUGGUGUAUCAAUGCAUUAUAUAAUACUACCAUUAAUAGUGACAUUCUCAUUGAUCGUUGUGUUUGGAGCCAAGGUAUUGCAACACAUCAUUACAGUAUUCACCUUUGCCAAAGGAUCACUACUUAUUGUCAUUGUACUGAUCACUGGAGUGGUGGCUCAACAUGUCCAACUACACAUCUCCAACGAUUGGGCAUACGUUGGACGUUCAUUCCUUAUAUCUACAGUGGCACUUGGUGGUGCUGCCGGUGUGAUCCCUGUGGUGUUCCCCAAGAUCAAGUUCAACCGUCGAGAGAUGAUGAAGUGCUACGCAGCAGUUGGUUCAGGAUUGACAACUGUAUAUGUACUCAAUGUCUUUUGGUGCUGGUUCUUGUUACGUAUCAUACCACAGAUGCCAAUACCAGAUGAUCCUUCAUAUCCAAACCUUUAUGAUGCUGGAAAUCAUCAAGAGAUUGCAACUAUUCCAUUGAUGGAUGUUAUCAAGACAUCAUAUCCACAAUACCUUUGGAUUGCAACUUGCGUUGAUAUAUUUAUUGUUGUUUCCAUUACAAUCAGUUUUAUUACAAUGGGUACUGGAUACAAACAGACAAUUGAUGGAUUCUCUGUAUCAUGGAGAAAGAAGAGUCUACAAUCAUAUGAUUCAACUGAUGACUCUGAGGAUGAGUUCAAAGAGAGGUCAUGCGGAAGUAACAUCAAGAGAAAGAUUCAAAGUAACAUCAAUGGGUUCAACCAGCUUUUGGACAGCAAAGAAGGACAAUCCCUGGAUGGUCUAAGCAUCAGAUUCAGGAUUAGAGAGUUUAUCCUCUACUUUAUUGCAUUUGGGUUCAUCUUGAUGGUGGCAAUGCUCAACCCCAAGGGAUUCCUUGUUGUGAUGGAGGUGGGCGCCAGCCUUGGCUUGAACCUCCAAUCUGGUCUAUUCAUGGUGUGGAUGCUCAUUCGCUCAAGGAAACAGUACUCCCAUUAUCCAAUACCUCUCCCGUUGCAUCGCUCACUGUACAGCACACGACACAUUGUACUAAUCUACUUUACAUUCGCUGUACUUUAUGAUGUUUAUGAAGUAAUAAUGAAGAUAGUGGCUGCUGCG